Molecule: messenger RNA, 1935 nt
Organism: Epinephelus moara (kelp grouper)
Lineage: Eukaryota; Metazoa; Chordata; Actinopteri; Perciformes; Serranidae
Gene: espnlb
Product: espin like b
Exons: 6
Coding region: 1-1935 (644 amino acids)
Biological process (GO): actin filament bundle assembly
Cellular component (GO): cytoplasm
Molecular function (GO): actin filament binding
Source: RefSeq, a predicted model, not a curated record
AUGGAGAACAGCAAGCCGGUGAAGGAGGUACUCCCCCUGCCUCGCCACCCUACCCCACUUCCUGUGACCUCUCCCUCUCUGACCCCCGCUGCCACUUCAAAGAAAAUCACCCCGGGCUCCAUGCAGCAUGUACAGGUGGCGUCCUCAGUGGUGACAUCGUUCACUUAUCUGAAGCCUCCAGAAAGGGACCUCACCCUGAUGUCCCACAUCAAGUCUAUUAAGUCUCUGAGACAGGCCGGCCUCACUGCGGUCUUCACUGGACAAACGAAGCUUGAGAGUGAGGAGCUGUUGGAGGAGGUACCAAUCAUCGAUGUGAUCCUGGCUGAUGUCGACUCCCUGGUGCCCACUCAUGACGAAGCCGGCCGCCCCAUAGCAGAGUGGAAACGGCAGGUGAUGGUGCGACAACUACAGGUCAGGCUGCAGGACGAGGAGGAACAGAGGAGACAGGGCCUGACUAACGGCUACACUCCAGUGGAUGGCUGGAAGUACUCUCAAACCCACAACGCAGUCUUGGGGCCCUUUGGUGAGCUGUUAACAGAGGAUGACCUGAUGUACCUGCAGCAGCAGAUUGAGACUGUUUCACUGCAGAAGCGCUGCCAGGCCUUUGAGCUGGAGCUGACCAGGUUGACCGAGGAACUGAGGGCCAUUUUACCCGAUCCAAUCGUAAACAUCUCCCUCAACAAAGAGGUCCUACAAAAGAUGGACGCAGAGGGAAAAGUGCACCCGACUCUGCCAGUGUGGUGCAGUCGUGUGUCAGAGAUUGUUCGGAGCAUGUCACUGCUUGUGGCUAAUCUGACCCACACUACAGAAGAAGGGGGUGGAUGUAGGAUUCCUCAUAUAGGGAUGGCGUCUGCUUUUAGCCAUCGUCUGGAGACCAACAGCUACAGCAGAGCACGGAGGGAGAAGGUGGAGCGGGAGAUCCAGCAGUCUGGGGUGUCGGUCAGAAACCUCAGAUCCAAUUUUGAGGGUCAGAUUGGUAGUAUUUAUCCCUUCGCUGGGGUUGUGAAAGGAGGCCAAGGGUUGAACAGCCAGGUUGUGUUUGGAGCUUCAAACAACCAGCAUGCUAACACAGUUCUCAGCUGUGACGUCAGCCUCUGUGAUCCUCCUACGAAACUUAUACCUGUGAUGGAGACGACCAGCUUAAGGAAAGAGCGUAUAGUGGUGCUGUUCCUGAGCCACUGGAAGAAAUCUGCAUAUGCUAUAUCAGUGAGAGCAGCGAGGCAGAGACAGGGACAGGAAGCAGUGUCAGGGAGAGUGACGGGAGCAUCACCCCAACAGAAAAUCACCUCCAUGUUUCAAUUCUGCCAACAACGCGGUGCUGUGGACAAGAUGCUAAACUCCUGGAGGGGUAAACUAGAACUCAAAGACACACCAAAGUCCUGUUUGUCCUCCUCUAACUCCUCAUGGAAUCCACCACAGAGAGUAACCUUCUCCCCGGAGCAGUUCCUGCCAGACGUGGAUGGCGCCGCAGUGACCCACGACAGCUUGACCCUCGAACUCUUCAUGCUGGGAUACUUCCACAUCUUAGAGCAGGAGCUGUCGCCCGAGGAGAGGAAGAUGAGGCAUCUACUCUGCUUCGAAGUCUUUGACCACGUUGGCAGUUUCUCCUGGGAGAUGGUGAGGGACUUCCACAAGGCUGUUCUCCAGGAAAUCCAGGCCGGGAGUCGACAGUGGAGCGACGGCUUCGAGGACAUCAAAGUUCGCUUCUUUGGGGACUCGAGACCCUGCCGCUGUCCCUUACCAGCAUCAUCAUCAUCACUGUUGCCAGAUUCCAGACUCGUGCCCAAAGUUAUAGUUCAAAGUGCUACUCCGGAUGAGUGCGGCAGUGACACGGACUUCUCUUGUUUCAACAAUGAGGACAUUUGUAAAUACAUUGACCGCAGCUUUGCUUUCUGGAAGGAGAAGGAGGCAGAGCUGUUUGAUUUCGAACAUUAA